AUGGAGUGACAAGAUUGUGAAAGAAAACAUGGUGAGCUUCCUGCAGAAAGUAUACAUGCCUUUGUUGCAUGGGGUGAUGAAGAUGGCCGGGGUUAGACCCCGGGCAAUAGAGAUCGAACCAGGGACGGUCAUCAACACAUGGGUUCCGAUUGAGACCGGAGAAAAGAAAGUCGAUGACAAGCCUGCGGUGGUCUUUCUGCAUGGCUUUGCAGCGGAUGGUAUUCUUACGUGGCAAUUCCAGGUGUUAGCACUAGCAAAAAACUACGCGGUCUACGUCCCGGAUCUCCUCUUCUUCGGCGGCUCCAUCACCGACAAGACAGACCGGUCUGUUGGCUUUCAGGCAGAGUGCAUGGCCAAGGCGUUGAGGCAGCUGGGGGUGCGGAGGUGUACUGUGGUGGGGUUGAGCUAUGGCGGGAUGGUUGGCUUUAAGAUGGCAGAGAUGUAUCCUGCCCUGGUGGAGUCCAUGGUGGUUACCGGCUCAGUUAUGGCCUUGACUGAGUCCAUAAGCAAUGCUGGGCUUGAGAGAAUUGGGUUCUCUUCUUGGUCUGAAUACUUGCUUCCUAAGUCUGUCCAGGGUGUCAAAGUGCUCUUCCAUACUGCUUGUUACAACUUUCCGUGGCUGCCUAAUUGCAUUUUCAAGGACUAUUUAAAGACCAUGUUUAACAACAGAAAGGAGAAAAAUGAACUUCUACAGGCCUUGGUGAUUAGUGAUAAAGAAUUUUCUAUCCCUAAUUUCCCUCAGAGGAUACAUCUGUUGUGGGGAAAGGAUGACAAGAUUUUUGACAUGGAUACUGCCUAUAACCUGAAAGAGCAAAUUGGAGAGAAAGCAGUAGUGCAUGCUAUAGAGAAAUCUGGGCAUCUUGCUCCAAUGGAGAGACCGCGUGUCUAUAACAAGCAGCUAAAGAAAAUUUUGACCUGUUUAUGGGAAGAGAAUGCUUGCAAAAACUAGUAGACCUUUUGCUGUAUUUUCUGUGAUUGAUCCGUUGUUGAUUUUCACUAUAUAUUUAUUUGUAAUUCUUUUAUUAUUAUUAUUUUUUCAUAGAGUUUGAAAUUCAUUGUUUUGGAGUAAUUAAUAAAGCGUGGAGACAAGA
Rubroshorea leprosula is the source of this 1091-nucleotide messenger RNA. Lineage: Eukaryota; Viridiplantae; Streptophyta; Magnoliopsida; Malvales; Dipterocarpaceae. The record is from the annotation of a GenBank genome assembly.